Molecule: messenger RNA, 758 nt
Organism: Heterobasidion irregulare TC 32-1
Lineage: Eukaryota; Fungi; Basidiomycota; Agaricomycetes; Russulales; Bondarzewiaceae
Exons: 2
Coding region: 1-453 (150 amino acids)
Molecular function (GO): arylformamidase activity
Source: RefSeq, a predicted model, not a curated record
AUGGAUUGGCAUUUGGCGCACGGCGGCGGCGGCGGCGGCGGUGGUGGUGGUGGUGGUGGUGGUGGGAAGGAACGCCCCGCCGCCGACCCAACCUUCAUCGACCUCUCGCACACGCUCGACGCCACGACGCCCGUCUACCCAGGCAACCCCCCCUUCCACGCACACCCCCAUCGCGACCCCACCACCGGCCUCUCCAUCCACGCGCUCUCCCUCUCCUCCCACGCCGGCGCGCACGUCGACGCGCCCUCCCACCUCUUCCCCGCCGCGCCCACCAUCUCCGCCCUCUCCCUCUCCACCUUUCUCGUCAUCGCGGAGAGCCUGGCGAAUCUGGAGGCGCUGAUGGAGGUGCAGGAGGGUCUGGAGGAGGGGAAGCGGCUGAUGGUGAGCCUCGUGCUGCUGAAGAUUGCGGAGUGUGAUGGGUCGCCGGUGGGGGCGUUUGCGUGCAAGGCGUAGCUUGGGCGCGACCCACUGGCAGAUCUCAGCGUCGUCGUCGCAGCUGCAUAUCCGUCGUCUCUUGAGGGUUUCGUCGGCUAAGAUCACACGCCCACGAUGUCGUCUCAACCGUCGCACAACCGCAGCCCCGUCCUUGGUCGAUCGACUGCUGUAGGGAAAGCACAGUGCAUUGGAACGAGAGCGCCGGAUUCAUGUUCGUCUACAUACUGCACAACUUGCGUCGCGAGCGCCGGUCGGGAGGCGGUGUCGGUCUGACUGUACUAUAUAACACUGCAAUACGAUGCCGGCAGACUGUUUCUUUCUAA